UCUUCUCAAUACAUUGAUAUGAAUCAAAACGAUCUUCAGCCUCUACCUUUGUUAAGUAGCUUCCUAGGUUCAACUUCACAAGAACCUUUACCACAAAAGGAAAGUCAUAAGACAUGUUUUAAUCAAGCUGAGGAUGUCACAGUGGCCUUACAAAUAGGCCUUCCUAACAAUUCAAGUGAAUCACAAAAUGAAAAUGGAUUUCUGAAUGUCCCAAAUCAUGUUCCUAACAAUUACUGGAUACCAACUCAAGAACAGAUUCUCAUUGGAUUCAGUCAUUUCUCAUGCCCAGUCUGCCUCAAAACUUUCAAUCGUUACAACAACCUUCAGAUGCAUAUGUGGGGGCAUGGUUCGCAGUAUCGAAGAGGACCAGACUCGCUGAAAAGAACCCAUCCACGACCAUUGUUAGACCUACCAUGCUAUUGUUGUUCAAAGGGAUGUAAGAACAACAUUGAGCAUCCAAGAGCUAAGCCAUUGAAGGAUUUCAGAACACUGCAGACACACUACAAGAGGAAGCAUGGUUCAAAAACAUUCACUUGUCGAAAAUGUGGGAAGCCAUUGGCAGUGAAAGGUGAUUGGAGAACUCAUGAGAAAAACUGUGGCAAGCGUUGGCUUUGUAUCUGUGGAUCAGAUUUCAAACACAAGAGGUCACUUAAGGAUCAUAUCAAAGCAUUUGGAUUUGGUCAUAGCCCUUUUUCUUCUUCCUCUGGUGGUAUUUAAGGUUUCAAUUAUAUUGAUGUUUCUUGUUUGUUUUUUAGUACUCUU
Molecule: messenger RNA, 762 nt
Organism: Medicago truncatula (barrel medic)
Lineage: Eukaryota; Viridiplantae; Streptophyta; Magnoliopsida; Fabales; Fabaceae
Product: protein TRANSPARENT TESTA 1
Exons: 2
Biological process (GO): regulation of gene expression; anatomical structure development
Cellular component (GO): nucleus
Molecular function (GO): DNA-binding transcription factor activity
Source: RefSeq, a predicted model, not a curated record